Molecule: messenger RNA, 150 nt
Organism: Aspergillus aculeatinus CBS 121060
Lineage: Eukaryota; Fungi; Ascomycota; Eurotiomycetes; Eurotiales; Aspergillaceae
Exons: 2
Coding region: 1-150 (49 amino acids)
Source: RefSeq, a predicted model, not a curated record
AUGCGAUGCGAUGAUUUCGACGUCGACGACGACGACGACAACGAGGAUGACAACAACAACAACAACGACAACGACAACGACGACGAGGAAGAUCGUGGUGUCGGUGUGCAUAUCGAUAUAGCAUCAACUCCUGCUUUCAUCCUGAUCUGA